CGGAAACUGGCUUCAGCUCCGUUCUCGUUAAAUCUCGUUGACAGUUUUUUUCUUCUUCUCGCAAACACGAAGCAUGGCGACCUGGAGUCAGAUAAAAUGGUUACCUUUCAUGCUUACACGCGGUUGCUAUAAUGCUAAUAAACAGUUAUGUCAAGUUAAAGCUCGUGCCUUCUCAUUUUAUCCGGCAUCAAGAAACCAUAUACCUGCUUCUGAUGAUAACAGGGACAUGAACCUAGGUGUGACACGUGACAGUGAAACCAUAGUGUGUUUCCACCCUGUUCCAGACAUUGCCUAUGAGCUGACAAGGGUGGGCAUGCCCAUCCCCAGUCCAGAUCCUACACUUGAUACUGCAGAAACGCAUGAUCUAGUAUUGAAGUCUCAGCUUAAUAAUGACAUUUUAAAGGGCAAAAACGCCCCAGCUAUAGAGGAGCUUGCCAAGAUGUUCUACACCACAAAGCACCGCUGGUACCCGGUGGGACAAUAUCAUACAAGGCGCAAGAACCGAAAUCCACCCAAAGACAGAUAGCAGUGUUUGCUGUCUGAGAGUUAUAAAUGUGAUUGAUCGUAAUCUGCUUUUUGUGUGAACAAAUAAAACCAUUAUAAAUUAAUUGCAAGAA
Molecule: messenger RNA, 617 nt
Organism: Ictalurus punctatus (channel catfish)
Lineage: Eukaryota; Metazoa; Chordata; Actinopteri; Siluriformes; Ictaluridae
Gene: mrpl42
Product: mitochondrial ribosomal protein L42
Exons: 5
Coding region: 74-526 (150 amino acids)
Cellular component (GO): mitochondrial large ribosomal subunit
Source: RefSeq, a predicted model, not a curated record